AUUAAUCCCUCCCCCUUCCCCCCGCGGCCUACGGACCGCAAUAAGGAGGGCACGAGGACGCGGCGGAAGACCUCGUCGGGAAUACGGUCCUCGUCUUCUUCUUCUUCGGCCGGUACCGAGUUCUACUCCACGAGCAGAGCGAGGAGGUGUUCAUCGGCCAACCGGCGAUUCCUGGAUUGAAUCCGUCGGGGAAGGAGAGCAGUGUCGGUGCGGUUGAGGCAGUGGUUGAGUUGGAUUCCGUGACCCAGAUCUAAGCGAUGGAUGUAUCGUUUCAAGAAGCUAAAAGGUUAUGGUCGCUCCUCUGGCAUAAGGAUGAUCUGCUAGAUAAGAAAAGGAGGUGGUUGUUGGGACCUGUAAUCAUGUCUACAUCCGAGAGCAGUCAAAAGAAGUCCAAAAGACCAAAGCAUUUGACAGAUGUGUACUUGCUGGAAUCAGACAUUAGGAGUGAUGAGGUUUCCUCGGAGAUUGUAAGAGCUAAUGUGGAGAGGUGCUUUGGAUCAUAUCAUAAUGGUCAAGGGACACACCAUGUGGUUCAGGAUUACCUGCAACACUUUGGCAUGCAUAACAUGGAGAGUAACUCUGUAAACCCACCCAGCUUAAAGACAUUUUCAGUAAUGAUUGACAACUUGAACAACGAUGCACUAUGUGCUGUGGCUAACAUAGUCAGCAACAACAAUGUUAGCUUCAAGAAAACCCAUCCGAGGAUGAGAAAGGUCAUAAAGAAUUAUCUUCGAAGAUAUUUUACGGAAUCAAAUUUUAAACACAAUCCGACUGUGCUGAAAAAGUUAUCAGAUAUUUUCAGAAACCCAUGCAAUUUUCAGGAGAAACAUUUGACGCUCACCACUCCAAUCUCUCCACCUCUUCUUUCGGCUAUUUACAAGGUCUUGGAAAGACUUGGUGAAAUGCCUAUUCAGGACCUUAUUGCAAUGAAUAGAAGGCUCAAAGGUCUAGCAAUUGUCCCUCAAUUUCCACCUGUCCUUUAUGGCUCUAAAAAGGAUAUGCUUUUAAAACGAGUGAGGAAAAGAUGUGAAGAUUCUCUUUCAAAAGUUAAGGAAGGGGACGACCUGCCGGAACGAUUAGCUAAGGCACUGUCAGUCAUGCUUUUGUCUCUCAAGCUAAAAUCAGGAAGUAUCGAAAUGCUAACAUCAACAUUUUACCCCUUUCCACCAGAUAUAGUAGGCUUGCAGCAUGGGUUUUUAAAUGCUAUAUGGUCAUUCCCGAAAUUCAGAUAUGCUGAUCUGAAAGCCUUGAAACCUUUAGUGGAUCCAGAAGCUAGAGUUCCCACAAGGAGAUUCAGGAUAUCUCUUAAAAAUUAUUUGAAGGAGUAUUUGUUUGCAUGUGAUGAAAUAAAUAUUCCAAAGGAAGUACAGAGUGCUCUUUCUUUUAUCAAUGGGACGUCGAAGCGUCGACCCUGCAUGUUUUCCAAAGAGACAAGAGAAGAGGAGGUAGAGGCUGUGUUGUCUGUGAGCAGUCAAUUUAAGCAAAUUAUAUUGGACCUGAUUCCGGACCAUAGUAUUGAUGAUGAAUGUGGAGUUGCAUGUGCAGGGGGGCUUGGAACUGAUGAGAGCAGUGAGAGUGAUGAUUUUGAAUUGUCAGCAAGUGACUAUUUCUCUGGUUCUGAUGACUGUGAACACAAGCAAACAUAUGAUUCUUGUUCAAGUGAUGAAGCGGAGACUUUUGGGGAUUCAAGACCUAAUUCCACUCCCAUCACCGCUAGCGGCACAGACUCUUCUCAGCUUGCUGCAGCUGCAAGAAAUACCACCUGCAGUAUCCUUAAAGACCCUAAAUUGGAGCAUAACAAAAUGGCUGCCCUCUAUCCCGAUCCCGAAAAGUUUCUAAGGCCUAAUAUUAAAAAUUGUUUUCACAGGACAGCAAGCACGGGUGACAUAGCAGUCCAGGAUAUCUGUGACAGGACAGCUGUGUUUGCGCAUGGGCUAAUUGGCUGUAUGCUGGACAAGUUUCUGCAAUUUGAAGGCAGAGAUGUAGAUGUGAUGACAAGAUCUUAUCUUAGAGGUGGAUUAUCUCCCAUAGAUUCACAAGGUGCGGAAGUUCUGUUGAAUACUCCGAAAGUGGAUUUGAAGGCUCAGGUUCUUAUUCAAGCUGUAGAGGAGCUGCUGCCUUCUUUUCCAAAGAGUUGUAUAGAAAGAGUAAAGAAGUUGAUGGAGCAGCAUUAACUUGCAGGACUCAUAAACUUCAGUUCUUAGGCAUGCUUGGGAGGUAGUAUCAAUCAGGGAGCGCAAAAUCUGAAAGUUGCAUCCCUCAAAUGUGAGAACUACAUUUGCUGCUCUGGAUUGUGGAUCUAAGACAAGUUUUGGCUGGUACCAACACACAUCGGAUGACAGACACAGCAGUAAUUUCAGCAGAGUAACAGGGCCUGGUAGCAUCAGUAAUGUUGUAUGAGGAUUACUUGGUGAUUGAUUCAUCUUCCUUCAGGAAUCUAAUUCUUGAAAGCAGCAUAAGGGUACCAUGGAUGUUGUCAUGCAAAAUGAGGCAUGAAUAGCAUAAUUACCAUUUUUCAGACACAGGUCCACAUUGGAAAAUAGGUGCAAGAAAUAACACAUGGUUUUGAAGUGAAGAAAAGGGGAAGCAUCAGGAAUGCUGACUGACGACUCUAUAUUUUUCAGAUGUAUCUCACAUGUACUCUUCUUGCUGGCAUUGGUUGGUUGUUCUAACUAUUAUAUCCUACAUUUUUUGGGGGUAAAAUGCAUUGCAAGUUAUGAGAACACUUUUGUAACAAGAGAGCAUGUUCUGAACAUCAACUAGCAUAAUAUUAUAAGAUAAUGCUAAUUACUCUGCAGAAAAAGGUAGCGGUUGCAAGGUGUUGGGGUGUAUUGAUUCUCUUCUUGCUUAUGUGACCAUCGAAGCACGUGAUGCCUUUAAGAUAGGAUUCUUGCAAUAACAAUUCAUGUUAUAUUCCACCAUGGUCUCAAAUUUUCCUUGGAACAGAGGAGGGAUAUCUUUCAAGAGGUGAAAUAGCGCUGCAAUUUUUGACUGGAAAAAUGGGCCAGGUUGUAUUCUCUAGGGAUACAAUAGUGGAAAAGAGAUGCGUUCCAAAUAACUCCACUCUUUUUUGACUUGCUGAGAAAUGGCUUCUCUAACUUUCUGCACAAAUGGUCCAUGUUCUUGUCCUUUCCUGUGCAUCCCAGAAAGAGUUUGCUCUUCUUUUCUCUUCCUCUCUCUACUUUCCCUUUACUUUUUAUUUCUUCUUGUCUGUGUCAUGGGUUAAAAUUGGAUCAGAUACUGAUGGAAUAUCAGUAUAUCUAUAUAUAUAUUUAUUUUGUUUAA
Molecule: messenger RNA, 3285 nt
Organism: Elaeis guineensis (African oil palm)
Lineage: Eukaryota; Viridiplantae; Streptophyta; Magnoliopsida; Arecales; Arecaceae
Source: RefSeq, a predicted model, not a curated record